This is a messenger RNA of Anguilla rostrata (American eel), 4945 nucleotides long. RefSeq names its product family with sequence similarity 13 member A (gene fam13a). The record is from RefSeq and is a predicted model, not a curated record. Bases 208 to 3495 code for a protein of 1095 amino acids. The transcript is spliced from 28 exons. Lineage: Eukaryota; Metazoa; Chordata; Actinopteri; Anguilliformes; Anguillidae. Gene Ontology annotation, biological process: signal transduction.
UCAGAGCAGCAAACUCUUCCAGGGCGCUGGGUCUUUGUCUCGGAGGCUUGGAGGCUCAGCCGCCCACGGUUUGAGAGCACUUCUGCGUGCCCGGUCGCCUUCCGUCAGAGGGGCUGAUGUGUGCGGUGGUGCCUUUUUUUGGGAUCCUCUGAGUGGGGCCGUGGGGCCAACAGCUUCGCCCCUCUCCCCGCGCUCUUCCAGAAAACUAUGGGGGCAGGAGCGCUCACCAUCUGUCACAACAGGGCGGCCGUGCACAUCAAGGAGGACAUGAAGAGGAUGGCACAGCUGCCCCUGAUCCGGGCCAGGCCCGCCGACGGGAGGAAGGUUUUCGGGGUGUCCCUGUCGGAGCUGGGGGAGGUGGGGCUGCUGAGAGAUGGGAUACCCCUGCCCGUGAGGAGCAUGGUGGAGUUCCUGAGGGAGCACGCUCUGCAGCAGGAGGGCCUGUUCCGGGUCAAUGGUAACGUGAGGGCUGUGGAGGGGCUGAGACUCAGGUUCGAGAGCGGAGGGGAGGUGGACCUGCGGCAGGAGGAGGACGCCUGCACGGUGGCCAGCCUGCUGAAGCAGUUCCUCAGAGACCUGCCAGGGGGCCUCAUCACCGCGUCUGUACAGCCUGGCCUACUGCAACUGUACCAGGAGUGCGGUGGAGAUCAGUCCAGAGCCAUAAAGGAGAUUCUGCGGCAGUUGCCUGAUCUUCACUACAACCUGCUGAAGUACCUGUGCCUCUUCCUCACCCAAGUGGAGUCUCGUCACCUGGACAACCGCAUGACCGCGCUCAACUUGGCCACCGUGUUCGGGCCCAAUGUCUUCCAUGUUUCUCCAGGGUUCGAUGGGAUUAAGGAACAGAACUUGUGUAACAAAAUCAUGGUGAAACUCAUCCAGAACUACAGCGCCAUUUUUGAGAGUGAUGUCAACGUUGAAGACCCCAAAGAGAACUGUUCGGACGUCAUCACUGUCAAGGAGGCUCAGGAGAACAGAGCAGAGCUGAAGUCACCUGCUGACAAGGUGCCCACUCCCAGAAAGAAAAAGGCUGCACUGAGCACCCAGACUGAAAAUGUGGAUUUGCUUGGAGAAUCCGCCACUGAACCCCCGACACCCACCCCAAGGAAAAAGAAGACUGCCCAAAUCGCAAAGCCUGAAAACGUGGAGCAAUCAGCCAUAGAAAUCCUCACAUCUACUCCCAGAAAAAAGAAGACCACACGCAGCACACAGGCUGAAAACCUGGAUCCUGUCGAGGAAUCGGGCGAGGAAAUUCUGACCUCCACACCUAGGAAAAAGAAGGUGAGGAAGGUGCGGUGUGAGGAAGCAUCGCGAGACGUGCCCCAGCCCGUUCGGUCCGAGGGUCUUCCGCAGCUCCGCGUUCCCGUGCCCAGGGCUAGGAAUCGGGAGGAGAUGGAGACGUCCAGCGAUGACGUCACCGCUGUCAGAGUCAAAGAGAGUCUGAGCAGCUUACCGGAGAGUGAGAGGCCAAUAUCUCCAUUCUACAUGAGCUCCCCCUGCUCUGCCACCCAUCGGAAGGCUGACUCAGCACACUUCCUGGAGAGGACGAUCCGAUUGGCCGUGGAGCAGCACCUCUUCGAUACGCAGGCCGGGUCAGGGUUAGCUCCAAGCUCUGGUUGGCCAGCUGGCAGGUGCAGCAUAGACAAGGAGAACAUCCCCUCAUCGACUGGGAAUGGGGUCUCACCGGAUGGGGAGAGGAGACACGGAGGGUCCAAUCACAGCCACGAUCCCCGCACUCCGAGGGCACUUCGUCAUGGCAACCCCUCCACUGUGAGGUCACAUCGCCAUGACAGCCAGGAACCCUUCACUGUGAGGUCACAUUGCCGUGACAACCAGGACCCCCUCACCGUGAGGUCACACCGCUGUGACAACCAGGACUUCCUCACUGAGCGUUUUUGUGAAUCAAGUUCACAAAAGACGAGAGACGGCGACAGUAUGGAAUCGUCAUUUGAGAGAAGCGAUCGCCCAGAAAGAGACUCGGGACUGUUCCCACAGAGUUUGCCCAUGAAGAUCCAGGAGAUUUCGGGGAACCGGGAGCCUGGCAGGGGGUCCAGGAUGGGAGAUCUGGAGGGGUGUGAGGGGCUGCCAGCUCUGACCCAGCACAGUGGCUGGGGAGACGAUCCUCCCGUCUUUACCGUACCUGUCCUUGAUUUCAAAACCAUUUGUCAGCAGAGUUACUAUGCGGAGCCGGUCACAGCUGACUGUUCCUGGCAGCGGGAGAACAUGGACCGGGAGGAGGCCCGCCUCUCCCCCCACGUAGGGGGGCGGCUGAUUCAGCAGCUGCUGGAGGAGGACAGCGACCCCAUGCUCUCCCCUCGUUCCUAUGGUUACGGACACUGUCCGCAGUACCUGGAUGACACUGAGGUCCCUCCCUCCCCACCCAACGCUCACUCCUUCAUGAGUCGGCGGAGGAGCUCGUCUCUGGGCUCCUGUGAGGAGGAGCGGGUGGUGCUCUCCGCCGCCCAGCUCUCCAAGAAGCUCCACAGCCUGAAGAAGAAGAUCAGCCGAUUCGAGGAGAAGUUUGAGGAGGACAGGAAGUACAGGCCGUCUCACAGUGACAAAGCCGCGAACCCGGAGGUUCUGCGAUGGAUGAACGAGCUCUCCAAGCUGCGCAAGGAGCUGAAAGAGCACAAAAUCCACAAGUCGGAGGAGGACCUGCCCCCCCUGUCCCGCCCGCGCAGCAACACGCUGCCCAAAAGCUUCGGCUCGCAGCUGGACAAAGAGACCAAAGAGAAGGUGGAGCCCGAGAAGGAGCCCGUCCCGGCAGUGGAGAGCACUCUGGAGUCCGUUCAGAAGACGCUGCAGGAGAGGAGGGAGGAGGACGGGAGACCCGAGGACAUUAAGGAUAUGACACGGGAGCAGAUUGGGGCGGAGAAAGUGGCCCUGCAGAAGGCUCUGCUGCACUACGAGAACAUCCACGGGAGGCCGGUGACAAAGACCGAGAGGGAUAUAAUGAAGCCUCUGUAUGAUCGCUAUCGUCUGGUCAAGCAGAUUCUCUGCCGAGCGUCUACCAUCCCUAUCAUUGGCUCCCCCUCCAGCAAACGCAGAGGUCUUCCGCUGCCGCCCAUUUUAGAGGGCGAACCGGCACAGUUCUUCGAUGAAAUUAAGGAGGAAGAGGAGGGCUCCGAGGACGAUGGCGACUCCCAGACCCACAUCAGCGGGACCUUCAGGCCGGAGCUGAGUGUGGUGGGAUUCUCCCUGGCCAUCGACGAGCUGGCGCCCCCCAAGAACAGCGCGGACACCCGGCUCUCCAACCUGCACUCGGCCACCAUGCAGGAGCUGGUAGAGCAGCUACAAGAGGCUCGCGAGGAGAAGAAGAGUAUCCGCAAGAACCUCAGAGAGUUUGAAGAUCAGUUCUUCAGGGAAAAUGGAAGAAACGUGCAGAAGGAGGACCGUUCCCCGCUGGCCCAGGAGUACAACGAGUACAAGCACAUCAAAGCCAAGCUGCGGCUGCUGGAGGUUCUCAUCAGCAAAAGAAACUCGUCCAAGUUCAUCUAGGGGCUGGAAAAAAAGCGGCCGAGACCGCAUCUGAAAUAAUAAUCUGCCAGCUACUGAAGGCCGUGCUAAUGCCAACCGAGGAACCCUAUCUCUGCAAAACUCUGUGGAGCAUCAGGGAGAAGCAUUAGGAGCUGAACUCUGUUUUAUGAAUGGAGUCACGACAUUUGGCAGAAGAAGCAUGGAGGCUUAUAGCCCUCGUUAGCAUUCAUUGGAGUCCCAGUGUUUCUGAUGAUCUGCUUUUCCAACAGUAAGCAAAAAAGAAAAAAAGAAAAUGAGCUUCUGAUCAAUAGAACUCACAGAACAUUUUUAGUGUGCAGCUAACAAGAUACUCCCUCCAGCAACUUGCAGUCGUUUUCUUGAAAUAAUUUUAAAGAACUCACAUUUCUGUUAUUUGUUUUUCCAUUUGAUUGCGGAUGUAUUGAUUGAAAAACACGCUGAAUCAAUUUCUGCUUUUUUUUUGUUCUGACUGCUGACGGUGCGUACAGGUCUUAAAACGUUUGCGUUGAGGUUCAUAGGCAAAUUUUAUAUAAUUUAUUGCAAAUUUCACUGUGAUGGUGAGAGUUUUGUAACCAGUGAAUACUAUGAUGAAAGGAUACUUUUAUACAUUAUUUUCCGAUGCUAUAUUGCUUGCAGGAUAUCCAAGGAUAACAGACUGACCUGACGCUAAUUUAAAUUUUGUGAUUAGUGCCAUAUCUCCAGGGAUGAAGCUAAUUAUUAAAACGCCAUGAUUAUGUGAUAUUUUCGCACAAAUUUUCAUGUUCAAAAUACGUUUUUUUAAAAAUAUUGUCAAAGUGACAGAAAUUUUGUUUUAGGAAGUGCUAAGACAGUGGUUUUGUCCCGUUUUGUCUUGUGAUCCAAAGAAUAUAUUGUUGCUGCACUGCAAGCCAAAAUUGAUAUGAAUGUUGCUAACUUAUUUGUCACGACGAUAACAGUAUAUCCUGCUUCACGCCGAUUAUGGCGCCAUGCGUAAUUCCACGCAUGGAACGGCUUGUUUUAUUUAUGGUCUGUCCUCAUCUCAGGUGAUUCUUACGCCCUGCUUGCAGGGAAACGUGUUGCCGAAAUUUGUGCACGCGUGUUGUAAACUGCGUGCAGCGCCAAGAGUACAUGCAGCACGCCCCAAUCCUGUUUCCCCGCGUGUGUUUCGCCUUGUACGGAGCUGUCUCACGCUCCCAGUGUGCAGGUGUUGAGCAAGGGCGUACAACUUCCUGCUCUCAGCGUUUGCAACGCCGCGUCCUCUUAUUUGUUGGUUGUAAAUAUGGAUCCAGGUCUACAUUUACACAAGUGCGAGAAGGUACUUUUUGUUCCAAGGGGAUAAUUUACAGUGUGACUUCAUUUUCUGAAUGCAAACACUGACGGAAUUCUAAAUGUGUGUACAUUCUAGUACAUGACUAUUGUAUAUGUAUAUAUAUAUAUGCCCGUACAAAUAUAAAUGCAGAUAUUUUUGUUUUAA